Messenger RNA from Aethalodelphis obliquidens (Pacific white-sided dolphin), 2134 nucleotides. RefSeq names its product tetraspanin 9 (gene TSPAN9). Gene Ontology annotation, cellular component: plasma membrane. NCBI's taxonomy places the organism in Eukaryota, Metazoa, Chordata, Mammalia, Artiodactyla, Delphinidae. The transcript is spliced from 7 exons. The record is from RefSeq and is a predicted model, not a curated record. Bases 552 to 1544 code for a protein of 330 amino acids.
GGGAUUUCGCAGGGGUAGCCCAGCGGUUGAAGCUGCGGCGGAUCCCUCGGCACUGCCCGCCGCGCGGCCGUGCAGCCCAGGGCCGGGGGCAGCUCCGCAAAGUCGCGGGGCGAGAGGAGGCGGGCGCCCGCAAAGUGGCCGGGCCGGGCCGGGCUGGGACGGGUAGAGGGGUGCCGGGGAGCCCGGAGCCGGGCGCCCGGGUGCCUCGCGUGGAGCUGCGGUGCGCCCGGGAGGCGAGCCGACGCUCGGGAGCGAGCAAGCAAAUCGCUGCCUCCCUAAAGACUCUAAGUUACGCAGACCAGCCGGUUCCCGGGGAGCGCGCGUGGAGCCGCGCCGCGCCGCGCCGCAGAGCCCUCCCGGGCCGGCCGGCGAGAAGCGGGGCGCCGGCACCCCCAGCGCGGGGUCCGGCCGGCAGUGCGCCCCGGGACUGAGCGACGGCGUGCGAGGCUCCUCCGACCCGCCCGCAGCCCGCGCCCGACUCGGGCGCCCCCUCCGUGCCACUCCGGGAGCGAUGCCCCCCGCCCCCCGCGCCCCCCGGGAGCGACGCGAGCAUGGAGAAGUCGAGUAGCGAGGAUUCUUCGAUCCACCGGAGUCCAUCUUUGGACAGCAAGGACUCGGACUUUGCCAAGCCGUCCACCUCGGGCCGCCCGUUCGGCCGCGGCUUCACGGCCGGCGCCUUCUACGGCACCGCGGGCUCCCGCGGCCAGAGCCGCGCCGAGGCUGGCGUGAAGACCGACAAGUACAAUGCGCCCAAAGGCAGCAAGUACGUGGUGUUUUACCUGGACCUGUCCUUUGUUCUCCUCCUAGAAUUUAAGAAGUGCAACAUGGCCAGAGGCUGCCUCUGCUGCUUGAAGUACACGAUGUUCCUCUUCAAUCUGAUAUUCUGGCUCUGUGGCUGUGGACUGCUUGGAGUGGGCAUUUGGCUCUCCGUGUCCCAAGGCAAUUUUGCCACCUUCUCCCCCAGCUUCCCAUCGCUGUCUGCAGCCAACCUCGUCAUUGCCAUAGGCACCGUCGUCAUGGUGACGGGCUUCCUCGGCUGCCUGGGCGCCGUCAAGGAGAACAGGUGCCUCCUUCUGAGUUUUUUCAUCGUCUUGUUGAUCACCCUCCUGGCGGAGCUGAUCUUAAUUAUCCUCUUCUUUGUCUACACGGACAAGGUGAAUGAGAACGCCAGGAAGGACCUGAAGGAAGGCCUGCUGCUGUACAACUCGGAGAACAACGUGGGGCUUAAGAACGCCUGGAACAUCAUUCAGGCCGAGAUGCGGUGCUGUGGUGUCACCGACUACACAGACUGGUACCCGGUGCUGGGGGAGAACACGGUUCCCGACCGCUGCUGCAUGGAGAACUCCCAGGGCUGUGGGCGCAACAGCAGCGCCCCCGUGUGGAGGACGGGCUGCUACGAGAAGGUGAAGAUGUGGUUUGAUGACAAUAAACACGUGCUCGGCACGGUGGGGAUGUGCAUCCUGAUCGUGCAGAUUCUGGGCAUGGCCUUCUCCAUGACCCUCUUCCAGCACAUCCACCGGACUGGGAAAAAAUAUGACGCCUGAGCGGGCCGGCCGAACGCCCCGGCCCCGCGGACACUGCGCCCGGGAAGAGGCCUUCAGCUUGUGUCACCUGCCCGCACCCUCCAGACUGCUGACCCCUGCACCCGCCGCCCCGGCCUGGCUUCCCCGCCACCCGCUGCAGCCUUAUCGGCGGGCGGAGGCCAGGGAGGAGGAGGUGCAGAGACCUCGGGGUGCCGGGGUGCCCAGAUGCCUGUGUAUUUGCCAAAGAAGACAGGGUGGGCAGGCGGUGUGCUCUGGGAGCCCCCCGGCACCAGUGCGCUUCUGCCCUGUCCUUCCUCUGCUGACACUUUGUCCCCGCGUGGCGUGGGGCGGGAGGCGCAGGGCUCCCUCCCGGUGGAGAGACUGCGCGGCGGAGGCCCCGGUGCCCCUGGCCACCCGGAGAGCGGGUGCGCGGACGCGGGCGGGGCUGACCGUCUCCCGGCCGGGCCCCUGGAAACAUCUCGCCCAGGCUUUUUAUACCUUACAGUGUAACUUUUCUAUUUUAUUUUACUCUGAUUACGAUUAUUCAGGAAUACUAUCUCUUGGAUAAGUUUAGGGUUAGCUUUCUGAUUUAUAACUUUUUACUGCGUUGA